AUGCGCAUGAUCUUAUCCUUCAUUUCUGCACUAGUGGCUUUGGCUGCUGCCGACAGCACGACUGUCAUUUCUUACUUGGCUCCGGCUAACACAGCCAAUGUUAACCUAGGCGCAUACACCAGCACUGCGGCCCGUGUCAUCGGUAUUGACAAGUAUGCCACCACCUAUGAGCUUGGCUGUGCAAAGGGUGCCAAAAAGUGCGCACUCCCGCACCCUCUCACCAUGGUCCAGGGCCCUAACACCUUCGCCCACUGGGGUACGAUAUCAAUUACCACCGAGGGCGCUACUGGUAUUGAGACCUACACCGAGACAUGCACUCUCACUCACAGCACUGAGUCUAUCGUUUGCUCCCUGAGUAUCGACCUCACAGUAUCUGAUAAAAAAUACACCAUCUCGACCUCUGCCAGCGAGUCAGAUCUUACUCUUUCAGCUGACGAGAUCACUUAUAGAACCGUCACUGUCACCGAUGGUCUCUACGCUUACACUGCUGCUGCAACUGCUUCGGCCUCUGCUGUAAAAAUUACUGCUACUGCUACUGGUGGGGCUGUCACUAGGCCAAUGGCCACUGCUGCCCCGCUAGGUGCUGCUGCUGCCGUUGCCAUUGUGGCCAUGCUCUAG
Penicillium taxi is the source of this 618-nucleotide messenger RNA. RefSeq lists its product as uncharacterized. The record is from RefSeq and is a predicted model, not a curated record. The transcript has a single exon. NCBI's taxonomy places the organism in Eukaryota, Fungi, Ascomycota, Eurotiomycetes, Eurotiales, Aspergillaceae. Bases 1 to 618 code for a protein of 205 amino acids.